AUGUCUAGCACUACCAUGCACUUUGGCCCCGAAUGGAUGCGCACAAAGCACCAGCCAGCAGCGAGACCACAGCGUCCGCCUUCUCCGACGCCCAAUAAUCUUCCCAUUGCAACCGGCGCGUCGACAUACUCUGCCCUGGUAUCUCCUGCGGCCCCGCCACAGCCCGACCAACCAGAUGAAACACACCCAUUUCGAUAUUCCAGGGAGGAAAUGCUUAGGAUCUAUAAAGAAUGUCAAGGUAGAGGCGUCUUGGGUAUUGAAGUGGAGAGGUGGGAGGGAGUCGUGAGGGAUAUUGCAACAGACCCGGUGGCAUGCAAAGAAAUGGAUGAAGCAGAGAAGAAGCUUUUUGCAGCCCCUCUUAACUCUGAAAUUCGUAGACGCCAGUCAACUACUGAUCACCCGACCUUCUUGUCCACAACAACUACAGGGCUGGAGCGUCCUCGGUUAGGCCACUCUAAUACAACAGCUGCAGCAAGCCCUCACAGAGACAGAUUCGGGGUGUUAAUGGGGCGGAGAAGGGACUCAGAUGCACCAUCUUUGACGAUACCGGGACGGAAGGUGUCGGGAGCUCUGCCGUCGCCCCGUGAUGGAGGCCUCGUGUCCCCUCGUUCUCGCUCUGGAUUCGACGGUGUGUUAAGUGGCUCUGGAGAAGGUUGGUUAGCACGUCGCAAGGCAUCAGAGAGCAAGCAACUGGAUCCUGGCGACGCAUCUGCUGAAAAGAAACCCUCUGGGGCAGAAGACUCGACAGCACGUACCGACGAGGGAGGCCUCAAACCAAACGGAAAUCAUUCAUCGUCAACAACAGAACACGGUUCAUCAAUAAGUGAUACCUCCCAGAUGACUCAAGCCGAGGAUCAUGGCCUGAGCAACGGCGUACGCGACUUGUCGCUGGAAGAGACUAAUGGUACUAGCGCUAUUAGUGCAGUCGAGGGGGGCUCAUCUAGUACCUCUGCGCAAGAUUCGGUAGAUCUUGCCAGCGUAGAGUGGUCAUAUUUAGAUCCUCAAGGUCAAGUUCAAGGUCCCUUCCGGGCUGAUACAAUGCAAAAAUGGUACGACGAUGGCUAUUUCACGCCCGACCUUCCUACGAAGCGAACCCAGUCCGAUGCAAACUGGAUACGUGUCGAUGAGCUGGUAAUCAAGGCGCGAGGGGGCAAACCAUUCUUGUCACCGCCGGAGUCGCCACCACCGCCUCCCCCUGGCCUCAUGCGACACGCGGGCGCGCCCCCCAAUAGUAUUGGCAUACCGUUAGCGAACAAUUCCUUUAGUCAACCAUUCCAACCAGCUCCUUUAGCGAACCUUCGUACCUCAACUCUUGACUCAUUCCUGACCAACGGUGCGGGCUUCGCAGAAUCUCCUUCGUCUGCUUUCAGCGCUGGCCGAUUUGGCAACAAUUCCCCUGAUGCCAUUGGUGGUAGAACAUCUAGUAGGGGAUCGUAUACUAUGGGUGACCCCUCGGUGGGCGUGCGGCCUGUAGGUUAUGCUACCGUCCCAGAGUCUUCAGUUACGUAUCCGCCCGUUCGUCGAGAACUAUAUGAUAUAGAUCCCACCUAUGGUGUGAGAUCUCAACAACCUUAUGGCAAUACCGCGCCUGGACGGCCCGCAGACAUGUACGGUUUCAACGGGGGAUACCAACCGAAUCAAUGGUCGACCUCGAUAACCGAUCCAUCCAUUGCAAACGGCUAUGAAGUAUAUGGAAUCCCCAUAUCUACGCCACCUUCCGCCACCGAUAACAUCCCCGUUCCGGUGCAACCCACUGAACCGAGCAACGAGUCCGCUGUUGCGCCAGCUCCUUGGAAAAAACCCGCAGACUCUACACCUCGCCCGAGUCCAUUUGACGCGCUUCAUCCAAAAGCUACGAAUACCGCCCCCGCUGCACCCGUCCCCGUUUCUCAGCCCUCCGCAUGGAAGCGCAAUCCACCCCCUUCCCAAUCCAACCAGUCAAAUUCGCAUGUCAAUGAUCCUUCGCCGUGGUUUGCGGCAUCGCAUGUUGCUGAAGAUGAUGCUUGGAAAGAACCCACUGGGCCGAACAGCCUUACCUUUAGUAAUAUCGUACAACAUAAUAAUCAGCAGCAGCAGCUAGCGGCCGAAAACAACACUCCUUCUGUCACCCAGACGGCGCAACCACCCGUCGCCACACCCAAACCGUCCAUGCCCGCCGAAACUCCAGCUGCACCCGCCGCUGCGGUGGCUCCCAUCGGUAAUGCGAAAUCUCGGAGAAAGAGUACCUCUCAACAGGCUCAGAAACCCGCUGCUGCUCCAGCUGCUCCAGUACCCUCUUUACCAACCAAGAGUCCGUCGCCGCCGCCAUCCACGCUAUCCGCAGGAGCGAAGCAACCUGCUUGGGCAACGGAAGAGGAUUCGAAGAAAAGCAAGCCAUCGAGUGUAUCUUUGAGCUUGAGGGAAAUUCAAGAGGCAGAAGCUAAGAAGGCAGAAGCUCGCAAGGCUGCUGAACGCGAGAAGGAACGGGCUGCAAGAGCUAUUGCGGUAGUUGACGAGGCUCAACCAUUUUCAGCCUCUUGGGGUUUGCCCACGUCUCAAACUGGUUCUCGUAGUAAUCUUUUGGGCAAAGAAGUGUUAGCUGGAGCCGCCGCCAGCAGCUCAGCGCCAACUACGCCUCCCGUUUGGACCACUGCAGUGAAGCCUCCUUCGACCAAGAAGACGAUGAAGGAAAUCCAGGACGAAGAAGAGCGUCGUAAGAAGCUCGCUGUCAAAGAGACGGCCGCGGCAGCCUUGAAAAGAGGGUAUGCUGAAAGCACCACUAAGGCCACAAGUCCUGCUCAACCGCCAGCCCAAGCGAGCAACGCAUGGUCUGUUGUAGGGCCAAGUGGAAAGGCCGUUCCAGGUGCUGCUCCUGCCCGUCCUCCGAUCACUCCCGCGGCUUCUCAUGCCCCCGCCGCACCUGCGCCUACUCCUCGACCCAAUGGCAUAACUACUACCAGACCUAGCGCGGCUUCAGUUGCUAAAGCUGCCUCCAAGAUUGAUGACUACCCUGUGAACCCAUCACACGACUUCUUGAAAUGGCUGAGCGAUUCGCUGAAAGGCCUCAGCAGCACCGUCAAUGUCGAAGAAAUCAUGCAAAUGCUCUUGUCGUUCCCCCUUGAUCCAGAUCCCUCGACGACCGAGAUCAUCUCCGACCUCAUCUACGCCCAUAGCACCACUCUUGACGGCAGACGCUUUUCAGCCGAGUUCAUAAGUAAGCGCAAAGCUGACGUGGCUUCCCGUCCGAAGACCAACGUCAAUGGCAACGCCAUGAGUAAGCCGGUAUCGAUUGCAGACGUCGUAAAGGCCCAACCGAAGCCGACCCAGCCCGAGUGGGGAGGCUUCAAGGUCGUCAACAAGAAGAAGAAAGGUGGACGAGCAUAA
Molecule: messenger RNA, 3363 nt
Organism: Pleurotus ostreatus (oyster mushroom)
Lineage: Eukaryota; Fungi; Basidiomycota; Agaricomycetes; Agaricales; Pleurotaceae
Exons: 7
Coding region: 1-3363 (1120 amino acids)
Molecular function (GO): protein binding
Source: RefSeq, a predicted model, not a curated record